Messenger RNA from Paramecium tetraurelia, 1708 nucleotides. RefSeq lists its product as uncharacterized. NCBI's taxonomy places the organism in Eukaryota, Ciliophora, Oligohymenophorea, Peniculida, Parameciidae. Gene Ontology annotation, molecular function: electron-transferring-flavoprotein dehydrogenase activity; iron-sulfur cluster binding. The transcript has 5 exons. The record is from RefSeq and is a predicted model, not a curated record. Gene Ontology annotation, biological process: electron transport chain.
AUGUUAAAAAAAUUUACGAGAUUUCUUUUCUCGCGUGAAAAGAUUCAAUAUGACGUACUUAUUGUUGGAGCAGGUCCAGCAGGUCUGUCAGCAGCCAUAAGAAUUAAAGAAUUGGACCCUAACAAAUCAGUUGUCGUCAUAGAGAAGUCAGGUACUUUGGGAGGACAUAUUCUGAGUGGUAAUUGCUUUCAACCUACAGCAAUGAAUGAAUUAUUUCCUAAUUGGGAGAAAAUGGAAAAUAAACCUCCUUUAGAUACUCCAGUUUCAGAGGAUCACUUCCAUAUCCUUUGGAAUGAAAAAUUGAGUUUACAGAUUCCACAUAUGUUUUAUCCAUCUACAAUUAGAAAUCAUGGAAAUUAUGUAAUAAGCUUGGGCGAUUUGUGUGUUUGGAUGGGAGAAUAAGCCUAAGCUUUGGGAGUCGAUAUUUUUACAAGUACUGCUGGAGCAAGAGUGAUCUUCGAUGAAAAAGAUAGAGUGAUCGGAGUUGCAACAGGAGACAUGGGAAUCGCUAAGAAUGGAGAGAAAAAAUCCAAUUAUUAAGAGGGAAUAGAUAUAGUGGCAAAUUAAACAAUAUUAUGCGAAGGAGCAAGAGGUUCAAUCACUGAAAGAGUCAUUGAAAAAUACAAUUUGAGAAAAGAUUGUGAACCUUAAUCUUAUGGUAUUGGAUUAAAAGAAGUUUGGGAGGUACCUCCUGAAGAUUUUAAGGCUGGUCUAGUUUAACAUACAGUUGGGUGGCCUUUAUGUAGAAAUACUUAUGGAGGCUCCUUCUUGUAUCAUAAGAAUACUAAUCAAAUACAUUUAGGGUUGGUUGUUGGUUUGGAUUAUGAGAAUCCAAAUUUAAGUCCAUAUCAAGAGUUUUAAAAUUUAAAGAAACAUCCAAAAAUCUCAAGAUUUCUCAAGAAUGGAACCUGUAUAAGCUAUGGUGCAAGAGUCUUAAAUGAAGGAGGAUACUUUUCAAUUCCCAAAUUAACAUUUCCAGGAGGUAUGUUAGCUGGCUGUUCAGCUGGAUUUUUAAAUGUGAUGAAAAUUAAGGGAUCUCAUAAUGCCAUGAAAUCAGGAAUGUUGGCAGCAGAAACUAUUUGUGCUAAACAAAAUGUAGAACCAGGAUAAGAAUUAGUUGAAUAUGAGAAUGCUGUUAAAUCAUCCUGGAUUUAUGAUGAAUUGUAUAGAUCAAGAAAUUUCAAGGGUUCAUUUAAAUACAAUAUUUAUUCUGGGCUAUUUUACGGUGCAUUUGAUGGUUUCAUCUCAAAAGGAAGGGAACCUUGGAAUAUCAAAUCACAUGUGAAAGAAAGCGAAUCAUAUUUGACUAAAGAUAAAGCUCCUUAAAUUAAAUAUGAGAAACCAGAUGGAAAAUUGACCUUUGAUUUAUUGGACAACUUAGCAAGAAGUGGAACCAACCAUGAGCAUGAUUAACCAGCUCAUCUUAAAGUGAUCAAGGAGGCUGGACCUAAGGAAAGUAUAAACUUGUAUGAUGGUCCUGAAUAAAGAUUUUGUCCAGCUAAAGUCUAUGAAUUUAUUGAUACUAAGGAAGGCAAAAAGCUAUAAAUCAAUGCUUAGAAUUGUUUACAUUGCAAGACUUGUGACAUCAAGAUGCCCAAAGAUUAUAUUAGAUGGACUGUCCCAGAAGCCGGAGGAGGACCCAACUAUUCUGGAAUGUGAUUUUAUUAUAUUUUUUAUUCAUUUAACAACAGAAUUAAAAUAUCAAUAU